AUGGCAGUCGGUCAGCUUAAGAGCCUUUUAGGCUCAAUUCGACGCAAGCCGUCCACCGCCCCCGAUCGAAGGUCGAGAGAAGAAACCAAUGGAGUCAAUGGAGAGAAGACAUCGCUGAUGUCUGACCUGUCGUCUAUCGGCGUGAAGAAUGUCAAGAUGCUCGGCGGCGCACUCGUCGACAUGGCAGGCGGUGAACCACUAGACGACAAGCAGCUCCUUCUCGAGAAUGGCGUUUCUAUGCUUCAAUCACUUCCUUCGAACAGUGGUCUUGGCUCCACGGUCUCAAACGGCUUCAUCGGCAUGCUGUGGAACGAUUUGCCUCAUCCAGCUGCUACACUCGCGGGACCAGAAUCGCGCUAUCGACGACACGACGGCGGCGGCAACAAUCCCUGGCAGCCAGAAAUGGGCAAGGCCGGGACACCAUACUCUCGGAGUGUGCCACCUGUGAAGCCAAAGGGACCCAAUCUUCCAGACGUCGAGCUUGUCUUUGAGCAAUUGCUGAAGCGAGAUGGAGCUUUCCGCGAACACCCAUCCGGUCUGAACCGCCUCUUCUUCAGCUUUGCAACUAUCUCUCUGCAAGACAACGACAUCUUCCAGCUCUCUCGCAAUAUCAACGUCGGUUUCUUUGCAACGGUAGUACUGAAGGACUACGUCGCCGCCAUUCUCAACACGCCCCGCGCCAACUCCGAGUGGUCACUGGACCUCGGAGCAGAGAUCAAGAAAGGAGGAUCUCGAGUGGAAAGAGGUACAGGCAAUGUGGUCUCGACCGAGUUCGCUGUACUUUAUCACUGGCAUGCGGCUCUGAGUGCUGCCGACGCGCAAUGGAUGGAAGACAUCAUACGUGAAUCCGCUCCCGAGAUCGGACACAUCGACGACGUCACGGCCGAAACAUUCACGAAGGUUGUAAAGACGCAAGGACACAAGCUCAUGAGCACUGAGCCUCGUCUUUGGACAUUUGGCGGCAUCAAGCGCGGAGCUGAUGGACGCUUCAGCGACAAUGAUCUGGGUGAGAUCUUAAAAAACUGCGUUGAUGAGCCUGCACAUGCUUUCGGUGCUCAUGGAACGCCGGCCAGCUUGAAGGUGGUCGACUUGAUGGGUCAACUGCAGGCUCGCAACCACUUUAAAGUCUGCACAAUGAAUGAAUUCCGCACGUAUCUCAACUUGAAAGCGUAUGAAUCCUUCGAGGACUGGAAUCCUGACAAGAAGACCGCCCGUGCCGCCGAGCUAUUGUACGGUCACAUUGACAAUUUGGAACUGUAUCCAGGCCUGAUGGCAGAGUGCACGAAACCAGCCAUGCCUGGCAGUGGAGUCUGUCCGGGUCAAACGACAGGGCGCGGAAUCUUGGAUGAUGCCGUCGCCUUGGUCCGCGGCGAUCGCUUCCUCAGCUACGACUUCAACAGCAACACUUUGACCAACUGGGGCUUUGCAAAAUUGGGCAGUCUACCCGGAGGCUCGUACGGCGGUAUGCUCCCACACCUUCUCUUCACUGGCCUUCCUGGUGCAUACAAGGGCACUUCUCCGUACGCUUUGCUACCCUUCUACACUCCGAAGGCAGUCGCUGGGAUAUUGAAGGGCAACAAGGCGAUUGAUCGGUACGACUUGAAUCGCAAUCGAAGCGAUGGCGGCAUCGUCGCUGUCCAUAGCCAAGCCGGAUGCAAGCAGGUCUUCGAAGACGAGCAGACCUUUCGUCCAGCAUUCUCAAUGGACAAGACCAACUUCUUGCCCAAGGUGUUCUUCACGGACGGUUUCGAUGGAAAGAUCACCAAAUACUUCAGCGAGACCGUGGCCAGACUCAUCAAGGACAGCUCUCUCAAGUACGCCGGCUCGAAGCGAUCUGUCGAUAUCGUGCGCGACGUGACCAACGUUGCUCCGAUCAUGUGGUUGGCGGAGCACUUCGCCAUCCCUCUGAAAACUGCCAGGACUCCCAAGGGUCUGCUGUCUCUCCCUCAGCUGUUUGACAUGUACAUGGUCACUUUCCUGUACCAAAACUUCAAUAUCCUUCCUAUCAACGAGUGGAAGCUCCGGGACGGAUAUCAAAAGGCCGAACCCGUCCUGCGAAACAUUUUCGAAACGCACCUCAAGACUCAACAGGGAUUCAAGGAAACCAUAGUCGAUAGGCUUGCCAAGGGUUCUGCGUACGAGGUCGGCCCAGAAGCCGAUCGUCUUUACCACGCCUUGAACGACUCCAAGCUUCCAACGAGGGACCUGGUCACCGAUUGCAUCGGAAUGGGAGCUCCGGUCGCCGGUAUUGUGACCCAGCAGGCUUCUCUCUUGAUCGCCUUCUAUCUUCGUCCGGAUAAUUCUCAGCACAAGGGCCGCAUUGUGCAGCUUGCGCAUCAGAACGACGCCGCUUCGGAGUCUCAACUGCAAGGAUAUGUCCUGGAAGGCAUGCGACACGCCGGUGUCGUUCCUGGUCUUCCACGAGUCGCAACCAAAGACGUCGUUGUCGAAGACGGCGCGAACGGAUCUGUUCGGAUCAAGAGAGACCAGACCGUCCUGAUCGCCACCUCCAGCUCCUCAAAAGACGCAUCUGCCUUUGCAGACCCGGAUACGAUUGAUCCAUCUCGUCCGAGGGAGAGCUACUUCAUGCUCCGCAGCGGAUUACACGCGGACUUUGGCUCGAAGCUGGUUCUCCCUGCUUUGGCGGCCACGUUGAGGGAGGUGUUCAAGUUGAAGAAUGUGCGUGCUGCGCCUGGAAAGAAUGGGAUGUUUACUACGACGAGGCACGUGGUUGCGGGUGUGGUAUUGACGCAUUACCUGGACGAUAAUGCGAGGGAGUCGCCGUUCCCAACGUCGUUGACUGUUGAGUACGAUGAGUAG
Zymoseptoria tritici IPO323 is the source of this 2820-nucleotide messenger RNA. RefSeq lists its product as uncharacterized. The coding region runs from base 1 to 2820 and encodes 939 amino acids. The transcript has 4 exons. Gene Ontology annotation, biological process: response to oxidative stress. NCBI's taxonomy places the organism in Eukaryota, Fungi, Ascomycota, Dothideomycetes, Mycosphaerellales, Mycosphaerellaceae. The record is from RefSeq and is a predicted model, not a curated record. Gene Ontology annotation, molecular function: heme binding; oxidoreductase activity, acting on paired donors, with incorporation or reduction of molecular oxygen; monooxygenase activity.